This is a messenger RNA of Scleropages formosus (Asian bonytongue), 1361 nucleotides long. RefSeq names its product serpin peptidase inhibitor, clade A (alpha-1 antiproteinase, antitrypsin), member 10a (gene serpina10a). Lineage: Eukaryota; Metazoa; Chordata; Actinopteri; Osteoglossiformes; Osteoglossidae. Gene Ontology annotation, biological process: blood coagulation. Gene Ontology annotation, molecular function: serine-type endopeptidase inhibitor activity. The record is from RefSeq and is a predicted model, not a curated record. The transcript is spliced from 5 exons. Bases 111 to 1313 code for a protein of 400 amino acids.
UCUGGAAUCCAGUUAAUAGAUAACCCCGAAAGCAAACUUGUACUUUGCCUCCCAAAAACACUAAGUGGAGACCUUUUGAAAGGGUGAAUCGAAAAAAACAAAGUGAAACGAUGAAGACAACAUUCAUCCUCCUCCUGAUAUGGGCUGCCCUCUUGACCCCGUUUGGUGGAACACAGGAGACCAGCCCCAACGUGACUGAGCUGUCCACGAAGAACAUAGACUUUGCCAUGGACCUUUACCGCCUCAUUGCCAGCCAUCACGAUGACAACAUCUUCUUCUCGCCCUUGUGCAUGUCAACUGCCUUCUCCGUGUUGGCCAUGGGGGCCCGGAGCUCCACCCGCGAGCAGAUACUCAAGGGGUUACGGCUGGACGUGCUGGACCGGGAUGAACGACCUGAGCUGCUUGCCAAACUCUUCCGUGAGCUGCAAUCCAACAUCACCCAGGAUGGCGGUCUGCAGCUGAACCAAGGAACAGCCCUGUUUGUCCGGCUGCAGUUUGAGGUGUCAAAAGCCUUCAGUGACCAGAUGCAGGAAUAUUUCAACGCUGAUAUCCUCAACGUGGACUUUGCCAAUUCCAAAACCAGCAAGGCCACCAUUAAUGACUACAUUAAGCACAAGACUGGAGACAAGGUGACAGAUAUGAUCAGUAAGAUUGAUCCUUACACUCAGCUCAUCCUUGUCAACACCAUUUUCUUUCAAGGAAAUUGGGAACUCCCUUUUAUUGCAAAAUCCACAACAAAACAGCGUUUUUAUGUGGACAAAUACAACAUUGUCCAGGUGCCCAUGAUGUACAACGACAAUAGUUUCUAUGUGGCCAGGGAUGCAAACCUUAAAAUGAGAUUACUGAAGCUUCCAUAUCUGGGAGGGGCUGCCAUGCUUAUUGUGCUGCCAGAGAAAACCGAAGACUACACCGCCAUUGACGACCACAUCAACGCGGAGGUCUUCCAAGGCUGGCUCAAACAACUGAAGAAAACGAGAAUGGAGGUGAACCUGCCUCGCUUCAAGAUGGAGCAGUCGUACGAGAUGCACAAGAUCCUACCAGACCUGGGCAUAAGUGAUGUUUUCACGAACAGCGCGAAUCUCUCUGGGAUAAGCACUGAGUUUGGCCUGAAGGUGUCUGAGGUGCUGCACAAAGCCGUGAUCGAGGUAGACGAGACCGGAACCACAGCAGCUGCUGCCACAACAACAGGCAUUGUCGCCAAGUCAAUGCCACUCCGAUUUGUUGUCGACCGGCCGUUCUUCUUUUUCAUCUACCAUGAGGUCACCAAUACCAUUUUGUUCAUGGGCAGGGUCAUUGACCCCACCAAGAUGUAACUAGGCUUGGGCUUAUUCAUCAACACAGUAAAAAUUUCUAUAGAAUGA